Messenger RNA from Homarus americanus (American lobster), 2354 nucleotides. Its product is annotated as tRNA N(3)-methylcytidine methyltransferase METTL6-like. The transcript has 21 exons. NCBI's taxonomy places the organism in Eukaryota, Metazoa, Arthropoda, Malacostraca, Decapoda, Nephropidae. The record is from RefSeq and is a predicted model, not a curated record. The coding region runs from base 104 to 934 and encodes 276 amino acids.
ACACGUCAAGGAAGUGACGUCAGUGUAGCGCCGAGAAAGCACCAGAAACUAACGUCCACGUCCACUUCUUCCUCUCCUGCUGUACGGUCCAGUUAGUUGUAAAAUGUCAGAGCCUGGUUUGGAUUCACCUGAGAAAGAAAGUGAAGUUGGGCACUACUUACGCACACUACUGGAAUCGGAGGUGGAGGGUCUACUUCGCCAAGAUUCCCGUGGAUUAGUGGGAGAGUUCCGGCAACAGAAACUGGAGAGAGAGGCUGCAAAAAAUUGGGAUAAAUUCUACAAACGCAAUGAAACAAGAUUCUUCAAGGAUCGUCAUUGGACAACGAGGGAGUUUCAAGAAUUGAUUGGGGACGGGGAAACCACACGGACACUGAUAGAAGUUGGAUGUGGUGUUGGGAACUUUUUGUAUCCGCUACUGGAAGAGAACCUAAACCUCUUUGUAUAUGCUUGUGACUUUUCUCCACGUGCCAUUCGGCUUGUCAAAAGUCAUCCCAAGUAUGAUGAAUCCAAGGUCAAAGCUUUUGAAUGUGACAUAACAAAGGAGGAGUUAAGGAGUAUAACUGGUAAUGAAGUGGAUAUAAUAAGUUUGAUAUUUGUUCUCUCUGCAUUACAUCCAGAGAAGUUUAAGGAAGUAGUGUCCAAUUUGUACCGUUGCUUGAAACCAGGAGGAAUGGUGUUGGUUCGAGAUUAUGGAUUAUAUGACAUGGCCAUGUUAAGAUUUGGACCAGGAAACAAAUUGGGUGAACGCUUUUAUGUGCGUCAAGAUGGGACUAGGUCUUACUACUUUACGGAGGAAGAGCUGAGGCAAUUGUUUGAAGGAAGUGGUUUUGUGGUGUCCAGUAACCAUUAUGUGUCGCGUCAAACCGUCAACAAGAAAGAAGGGAUAAAUGCUCGGAGAAUAUUUAUUCAAGCCAAGUUUAUGAAGCCCAGUUAGUGAGGUAAAAUGGCUGAGCAUGGUAUGGAUUAAACUGCUAAAAAAAGUGAACCUGAGCACAACCUGUACUUUAAUGGAAUGAGAAGGGGGGGGGUACUUUUGACCAAGAUCCUGUGGAUUUAAUAGAUUUCAAGCAACAAAAAAUGGAGAGGGAGGCUGCUAGAAACUUGGAUUAAUUCUACAAAUGCAGUGAAGAAAGGUUAGGAAGCCAUCGCAUGCUAAGGCACAUCCACGUCAUUCUGGUGGUAUGUGAUGUUAGCCGAGUUCAAGUUUGAUUAUCACAAGGUAAAAUGGCUGGUCAUGGUCGGGAUUACUUUGCUAAACAAAGUGAAUAUGAACACAACUUUAGUGGAAUGAGAAGGGGGGGGGGUACUUUUGACCAAGAUCCUGUGGAUUUAAUAGAUUUCAAGCAACAAAAAAUGGAGAGGGAGGCUGCUAGAAACUUGGAUUAAUUAUACAAAUGCAGUGAAGAAAGGUUAGGAAGCCAUCGCAUGCUAAGGCACAUCCACGUCAAUCUGGUGGUAUGUGAUGUUAGCCGAGUUCAAGUUUGAUUAUCACGAGGUAAAAUGGCUGGUCAUGGUCGGGAUUACUUUGCUAAACAAAGUGAAUAUGAACACAACUUUAGUGGAAUGAGAAGGAGCGGGGGGGUACUUUUGACCAAGAUCCUGUGGAUUUAAUAGAUUUCAAGCAACAAAAAAUGGAGAGGGAGGCUGCUAGAAACUUGGAUUAAUUCUACAAAUGCAGUGAAGAAAGGUAAUUUUAAUUAAAUGUCUACAAUGUGCGAACACAUCAUACAGUACCUGUACAUCCCUCUUUACUACCGGUUAGGAAGCCAUCGCAUGCUAUGGCACAUCCACGUCAAUCUGGUGUGUACAGCAGGAUGACAAAGAAUUCACAAGGGUAUUGGUCAAAAACUACUGCUACAAUAUGAAAUGAUCUACAGGGGAUGGCUGCACUGCUUGAGAGAACUUCUCUAGUGAGAUAUUGAAUUUCUGUUGUGUAGUGACAACUAUUGAAAAUGCAAGCCCAUAUACUACAUUCAUGUGGAACUUGUUUAACAUUUGGAGAAUGAGCUGACGAAGAACAAGCUGUAAACAGUUGGAUUCAUGAAUCAGGUUUUCAAGAUGAUGAAAUGACCUGCCUACAGUUGUGAAGUUAUGGUUGUUUAAAAAAGACUACAGUAACUUUAUUUGUACCCAUGGUUCAGGAAAUUGCAUUCCUGAAGACAUUUACUGUUGGGUUGGAGGAGUUGCUGUAUAUUACUAGGUCUACACUUGGUUCACUGUGGUCGAUCAACACUAGGGGAAAUAACUUGUGGAUGGUGGUUAUCAAGUUCAACUGUCGUGCCAGCCUCUGCCGUGGUCUGCCAAAUAAUAAUAUAUUAAGCCAUUACAUUUUCAGUAAUAAACUAUAAAAGCCA